AUGGAUCGUUGGAUAAACAAAGUCGCAGUUGUAACUGGAGCCAGUUCAGGUAUUGGUGUAGCCACAUGUAAGGCCCUUGUCGAGCAAGGUAUGAUUGUUGUGGGCCUAGCCAGACGACUCGAUAAAAUUACAACCCAAAUAAGACCACUACUUGAAGAGCGUCAUCAAAAGAAUUUCCAUGCCUAUAAAUGUGAUGUUAGCAAUGAGGACAGCGUCAAGGCAACUUUUUCAUGGAUAAUUGAAAAAUUUGGUGGCAUCGAUGUUCUAAUAAAUAAUGCUGGUAUGUUGGUCUAUAAUACCUAUUUAAUUUCACCCGACAAUUCGGAAGCAAUACGUUCCACGGUGAAUACAAAUAUUUUGGGUGUUGUUUGGUGUACCCGGGAAGCAUAUCGUAAUAUGACGGAACGUAAAUUCGAUGGUCAUAUUAUUAAUAUUAAUAGUAUUGUGGGACAUACAUUGGCAGACUCAUCGGGUUUGAAUAUUUACCCAUCUACUAAAUAUGCCAUUACGGCAAUGACGGAGGUUUUGCGUCAGGAAUUGCAAACGCAUAAUUCGAAAAUAAAAGUUUCGAGCAUCAGUCCCGGUGAAGUGAAGACAAAACUUUUUGGUCAAAAUUAUGAAUAUCCAGCUGAUAUGCCUUUGCUGGCCCCGGAAGAUAUUGCCAGUGCAAUUGUCUACUGCAUACAGACUCCGUCGCAUGUUCAAGUCCAUGAAAUGAUAGUUAAGCCACUUGGAGAGAAGAUUUAA
This is a messenger RNA of Musca vetustissima, 747 nucleotides long. Its product is annotated as farnesol dehydrogenase-like. Gene Ontology annotation, molecular function: oxidoreductase activity. NCBI's taxonomy places the organism in Eukaryota, Metazoa, Arthropoda, Insecta, Diptera, Muscidae. The record is from RefSeq and is a predicted model, not a curated record. The coding region runs from base 1 to 747 and encodes 248 amino acids. The transcript has 2 exons.